AUGGCUUCUUAUGAGUUGAAAAAUACGCACGGCGGCCAUGAGGCUAGGGAAGUGUCGAGUUGCGAUCGGGAUGAUUUUCAUUUGCAGAGGCUGGGUAAAGCGCCUGUGCUGAAGCGGAAUUUCGGGAUUCUUUCUAUCCUGGGGUUUAGUUGUACCAUUAUUGCGACCUGGGAAGGAUUGCUCGAUGGAGGGUCUGCGGGUGCGGUAUAUGCUUAUAUCUUUGCCUGGACAGGGACAACAUGUUGUUUCCUGGUAUUGUCAGAGUUGGCUUCAAUGGCGCCAACAUCAGGAGGCCAAUACCAUUGGUGUGCCAUGCUUGCACCGCCUAAAAGAAUGAAGUUCUGGAGCUACAUCACAGGCUGGCUUGCAGUAAUCGGCUGGCAAGCUGCGUUUGCAUCGACGGCUUUCCUUUGCGGAACUGAAAUCCAAGGUGCUGCGAUUCUCGCACACAAGAACUAUAAUGCAGAGGCAUACCAAGGUACUUUGAUCCUAUGGGCCAGUCUCAUCGUUGCACUGGCAGUGAACUUGGUCGGGGGUAAAUUUCUCCCCAGACUUGAGAAUAUGAUCCUGUGCGUUCAUAUUCUGGGCUUCUUUGGAAUUCUCAUUCCCUUGACAUACAUGGCGGAUCAUAAGACGAAAGAAGAGGUCUUUCUGAAGUUCACCAAUGGAGGUGGAUUUGCUACUGAUGGACUAUCUUGGUUCGUCGGAAUGACAGGUUGUGUCUUUGCAUUUGCCGGAGGCGAUGCAGCGGUCCACAUGGCGGAAGAGGUUGCAAAUGCGUCUCGCGCCAUUCCUCGCGCAAUCAUGCUCAGUAUCGCGAUAAAUGGCGCCCUUGGAUUCGGUAUGCUGAUUGCAGUCCUCUUUUGCAUGGGCGACCUCGAUGAUGCACUGAAUAGCGAAACUGGUUAUCCCUAUAUCGAGAUCUUCUAUCAGGCCACGAACUCUGUGUCCGGGUCGCUGGCUAUGGUGUCGAUCAAUUUGAUUAUUGCCGUUUGCUCUGUGAUCGGCAUGUUGGCUGCGACGUCUCGUCAGUUUUGGUCUUUUGCUCGCGACCGUGGUAUCCCAGGUUGGCGAUUGUGGAGUCGUGUUUCCGCGAGACAUCUGCCCACAUACUCUGUUUACCUGACUAUGACUGUCGCCUGGUUGCUUGGGCUGAUUAAUAUUGGUUCUUCAGUCGCCCUUGAUGAUAUCACGUCUAUGGCCGUCUCUGGUCUCUAUGCUUCGUAUCUCACCGUCGGUAUGUUGCUUCUGUACCGCCGCUGUCGGGGCGAUAUAAGCACAUCUGACGAUAACGACGACAUGGUCAUCAAUGUGCCUGGAGCAAAGCUUGUCUGGGGUCCCUUCCGUGUUCCUGGUAUCUUGGGAAUGUUGGUGAAUGGCUACGCAUGCAUCUACAUGAUCAUCGUGAUUUUCUUCAGCUUUUGGCCUUCGGAUAUGAGUCCCACGGUCGAAGAUAUGAACUACAGUGUUGUGGGCACUGUGGGUGUCAUCAUUCUCGCUGUGUUGUAUUAUUUCGUGCGGGCGCGGAAUGUGUAUCAGGGUCCGGUUAUGGAAGUUUCGAUGUGA
Messenger RNA from Penicillium salamii, 1566 nucleotides. NCBI's taxonomy places the organism in Eukaryota, Fungi, Ascomycota, Eurotiomycetes, Eurotiales, Aspergillaceae. The record is from the annotation of a GenBank genome assembly.